UUCUGAUUCUGACUUUGUGUGGAUUAUAAAGUCUCCUUCCUGAAAUUUCUUUCAAUUUUGUUUUUAAGUUUCCACUGCAGUGAUCAUCAUCAUCAUCAUCAUCAUCAUCAUCAUCAUCAUCAUCAUCACCCUCUAAUCACUCUCACCAUCAGCAGUCAUGUCCUCUCCUUCUUUCCUGAUGGUUUUGCUGGUUCUCACCUGCUUUCAGUCUUUCAUGUUGGCUCAGAAUGCGAUUGGAGCGGGUUUGUGCUGUUUUGAGUUCCAUAAAAGACCAAUUUCUGCAGCGAACGUCGUCUCUGUGGAAGAAACAACAUCUGACUGCACAAUUCCUGGAGUCGUUUUUACAACCAAAAAGGGAUUCCAGAUAUGUGCAGAUCCUGAGGUGGAUUGGGUGAAGGAGAUCAUCAAAAUCAAAAAACUGAAUGUGGAAAUAACAGACAGAAAUGUACCAGACUCAUGCUGUAUCAGAUACCAGAGCGAUCCAAUCCCUAUCAGAGUCAUUACAGGGUAUAAAGUAUCAGACCAUCUGUGUACAAAACCUGCAGUCAUCUUUUUCUUGAGGAACAGCAGUGAGGUGUGUGGAGAUCCUGAACUCGACUGGGUGCAGAGAUGCAUGAGGAGAAUUGACCAGAUGGAGUAUAAUAUAAUGAUGCAAACUUCAAACUCGUCCUCUCAGUCCUGAAGACCUUCACGAAUUUCACACGUGUGUGCAGGUGGAGAGAAUGAAGCUUUAAAAGCUAUGAAAUGAUAAUAAAAAUCUAAACAUAAACGUGACCUAAACUUAUUCUAUAGAGACGAUAUAAAUUCAUUAAUUUUAUAUACAUAAAUUAUUUCAGCAUUUUCAGGGUUUUUAUUUUAAAAGAAGUCCAUGUUGAGGUUGAUUUUAAUUGUUCAUCUUUCUCUCUCUC
This is a messenger RNA of Silurus meridionalis, 908 nucleotides long. Its product is annotated as C-C motif chemokine 4 homolog. Gene Ontology annotation, biological process: cellular response to tumor necrosis factor; chemokine-mediated signaling pathway; positive regulation of GTPase activity. The transcript has 5 exons. NCBI's taxonomy places the organism in Eukaryota, Metazoa, Chordata, Actinopteri, Siluriformes, Siluridae. Bases 158 to 682 code for a protein of 174 amino acids. Gene Ontology annotation, molecular function: chemokine activity; CCR chemokine receptor binding. The record is from RefSeq and is a predicted model, not a curated record. Gene Ontology annotation, cellular component: extracellular region.